AGUGAAGCCCUACUUCCACUCAAAAUGAUGGAAUUCCUGCUCGUCCGGCUUGUUCCCCUGUACAAACGGCGCAGUCCACAAAGAGUCUCUACUAGCGAUUCCCACAGAGGUCGGCCUUCUUGAGAUGCGACGGGCGAAUCACUACGUCUUUGAUAACACACCUUUUACCGUCCAUCUUGAACAAACCCAUUGGGGUUUCACGAUGUUCCGCCGUCUAAGAGGCUUUGGCAAGAGCCUAUUGGUUGACACGCUCAAAUGUCAUCACGGGAUAGCGUUUGCGGACUCCCUAGAGGAAACAUUUGAGGGAUUGCACAACGGGAACAAGGAUGUUCACAAGAUGGUUCCUCUUUCUAGAUGGUUCGUUCUGAGAUUCAAUCUGUCACCGUUGACCGGCCACGGCGAUUCUGCAGUCCAGUCAUUCUAUAAUGAUCUUCUCGUUGGACUCAGCAGUUCUGGUGGUUGCAAGCUUUCGUGCAAUUCUCCCGCAUAUACUUCGAUACCAGGUUGGACGUGCUCCGGAAGGCUGCAUGCAAAUAAUUUCUGCUGACAGCUUCCCCUGGACGGCGAUACAGGAAAUUAGCAGGAGCUUGAAGCCAUCUCCUUGUCAAUGGGUUUACGUUCUUCUUGACCUGGAAGAUGACUACGGCAUAAAUUACUACCUCCAGCACCACGUAAAAGAUGAUAUCCUUUGGCAAAGAACACCACUUGGUUUGGCGAUGGAACAUUUUUGGAGUUUGAUCAAGCUAAACCAAGAAGAAGGCUUUACUGACGGUGUUUUCGUAAUGGGAGUCAUGCCUGUAGCAACAACCGAUGGAAUCAUCCUGGGCAACAUCUCUUUCCAUCCCGAGUUUUGCUGGCUUUGUGGGCCAAGCAACCCAGUUGUUUCCGUCGCUAUGGAUAAGAUGGGUUUUGAAAGCAAUAGUUUACUAAAGACGUUUGGCGAAGUGUACACCGAUGGAUAUCACUGUUCACUCAGUAUACUCAGGUGACGCCGGCCUUCAAUACCGGCACUUGCUUGGCUGCCAUACAAAACUUCGACA
Messenger RNA from Guyanagaster necrorhizus, 1040 nucleotides. RefSeq lists its product as uncharacterized. Bases 426 to 989 code for a protein of 187 amino acids. The transcript has 4 exons. NCBI's taxonomy places the organism in Eukaryota, Fungi, Basidiomycota, Agaricomycetes, Agaricales, Physalacriaceae. The record is from RefSeq and is a predicted model, not a curated record.